GAGGAGACGCACCGGCAACGUGUCCCUGUCAUGGCAGCAGCGUUCUGCCUGGUUCCUUGAGCAGAUGGCCAUAGGCAAGCAGAGCCUUACUUCCUCUUCGUGGACCGACGAAAUGCUUUGACUGAUGCCUUUAAAGAGACCCGCAGCCGGUCUCGCCUUCUGCUUGUUCUUCUUGGCCUCUUAUUUCACCAACAAGUAUGUCUUGUCUGUCUUGAAAUUCACCUACCCUACUCUUUUCCAAGGAUGGCAGACACUAGUUGGUGGAUUUCUCCUACACAUUUCCUGGAAGAUCGGCUGGGUAGAAAUCUCCAUCAGCUCAAGGUCAGAUGUUCUGUCGUGGCUUCCAGCGUCUGCACUUUUUGUGGGCAUCAUUUACUCAGGUUCCAGGGCCUUAUCCAGAUUGCCAAUUCCUAUCUUUCUUACCUUACACAAUGCUGCAGAAGUUGUAAUGUAUGGAAUCGAAACGUUUGUGCAGAAAGAGCAGAUAUCUUCUAUUAAAAUAUGUAGAAUGCUGACUCUUCUGGUGGCAGCAGGAUGCCUUCCUUUUUAUGAUCCACAGUUUGAUACAGAUGGCUAUUUUUGGGCAUUUAUACAUGUGCUAUCUGUUGGUGCUUACAAGGGUUAUCACAAGUCAUGGAACCCUAGUUCUCUAAGUAUCUCAGAGCAACAAUAUAUAAACUAUGCAUUCAGUGUGGUGAUGUUGGCUUUUGCAUCCCACCCAACAGGUGAUCUCUUCAGUGCCUUGGAAUUUCCAUUCCUCUACUUUUACAGGUUUCACAGCAGUUGUUUUGCCAGUGGAGUAUUGGGAUUCUUUCUGGCUUAUCACACCAUGAAACUUAAAAACAGCACGUCAGCUGGACAGUAUGCAGCUUGGAGCUUCCUAGCAAAGGUUAUCACAGCUGGCCUAUCUCCAUUCUUCUUUGAAAUUACAGUGAAUGUACCUACAGUCUGUUGCCUUUUGCUUGCAGGAUUUGCAGAAGUCUUACUUCUUUACACUGAAAGGAAUGGCACGUGAAUGCAAGGGUCGUUGAAAAUGAAGAAAAUAGUGAAAUAAUUUUCAUCAGAAGUAACAUUGACAAUGGCUAAAA
Molecule: messenger RNA, 1088 nt
Organism: Anolis sagrei ordinatus
Lineage: Eukaryota; Metazoa; Chordata; Lepidosauria; Squamata; Anolidae
Gene: SLC35D4
Product: transmembrane protein 241
Cellular component (GO): Golgi apparatus
Molecular function (GO): antiporter activity; GDP-fucose transmembrane transporter activity
Source: RefSeq, a predicted model, not a curated record